Molecule: messenger RNA, 3427 nt
Organism: Myotis daubentonii (Daubenton's bat)
Lineage: Eukaryota; Metazoa; Chordata; Mammalia; Chiroptera; Vespertilionidae
Gene: TNFRSF10B
Product: TNF receptor superfamily member 10b
Biological process (GO): TRAIL-activated apoptotic signaling pathway; positive regulation of apoptotic process
Cellular component (GO): plasma membrane; cell surface
Molecular function (GO): protein binding
Source: RefSeq, a predicted model, not a curated record
AAGAGAGUCAUUGCCAAGUCCGUCCUCCGUCUCCCCUAUCUUGAGCUCAGUCCGGGGAGCCUUUUGCAAGCAGAGCACCCCGCACCCGGCAGGCUGAGGGAGUCGCCCCCUCCCCUGAAACACACGGAAGACCCGCGAAGGCUCUGCCGCGGGGACCAGGAGCGCUCACCGACCGCACGUGGCCGCGGGGAGUCCGAGUGCAGAUGGCCUCCCGCCGCGCGGUGGGGCGCGCCGCGGCCGCCCCGGAGGCACAGCUGGGAGCCGGGCCCCGGCCCUGGGCCCCCGGCACCCUGAUCCUUGUCCUGUCACUUUUCCUGGUGCUGAUCCAAGUUGCCUCAUGCCCAAUCACAGAGCCAGACAGAAUUCACCAGCAACCAGCUGCCCCACAAGGAUUGCAUGCCAGCCUCCCAGAGGAGUGUCCGCCAGGAUUCUAUCUGUCAGAACAGAGCAGAGAGUAUACACCAUGCACUGAAAAAGAGGAUUCCACCCGUUGUCCCAACCGCCACUCUUCUUGCCACCCCUGCUCUAACUGCCCUGCAGAUAAAGUACAAAUAGCUGCAUGCACCAGGACGAAUGACACCCAGUGUCAGUGCAAGAAGGGCUUUUACCAGGAUAAGGAUUCUCCUGAGUACUGCCAACCGUGCAGCCCAAGGUGCCCUGAUGGCAAGGUCAAGGUCAGGGACUGUGGCCCAACCAACGACCUCGAGUGUGUGGACCAAAAAUCAGGUAUCCAGGACCAUAGGGAGGCCCCAGUUCCUGGAGAGCCAGUGACCACCAGCCUGGAGGCGCCCACUGCUCCCUCUCUCUCCUCAGGCACACCAUGGUGGGUGAUCAUGCUUGCCUGCAUCUUUGGGAUUGGAGGCCCUCCCCUGCUGGGCACAUUUCUAUAUUGGUACUACAGGAGCCGUAACCUUCCAUGUUCUGGAGUGGCCACCAAGAGCAGGAGCAGAGUGAGUGGGUUUCUCCAGGACCUGUGUCGUCAGGUGGGCCGGUUUGGUGGCUUACGAACCCCAGGAGAGGCUGAGGCUCUGGACAAUGCCCGCAACCUGGCCAGGAGCGACAGAGACUCAUUGUCCUCUGAGCAGGAACAGGAAGAGCUGGCAGGUGUCCUGGUGCAGCCCGCAGGAAAAGCACAGCUUCUACUGAGAGAGGAAGGGAGAGGUAUAGACAGAAAUAUCAAUGAUGAGAGAAACAUUGAUAGGUUGCCUCUUGCAUGCCCUUUAGUGGGAAUCGAGUUCACAACCCCGGGCAUGUGCCCUGACCAGGAAUACAUCACGUGAUCUCUUGGUUCAUGGAUCAGCGCUCAACCGCUGAGCCACACCAGCCCGGCUACAGUAUGCUCUUUUAAGAUAAAGUAUAAAAGGAAACAAACCAAAAAGGACAAUAAUCCCUCGAUCGUGAUUAAUCACUUUUCACAUUUUUUAAAGUAGUGCUUAUCCACAAUGAGAAAAAGUAAAUAGUACAGAAAGGUUCUCAGGGAGUGGUAGAAGCCUCCUGCAGUCUUUCUUCAGCCCCCCCCCCCCCACUUUUUUAUUUCAGGUAAUUAUGAGAGACAAUUCUUUUUUAAAAAUGAUUUUAUUUUAUUUUUAAACUUUUAUUAUUUUUUUUAAUUUAAAUUUUUUAUUGUUUAAAGUACUGCAUAUGUCUCCUUUUCCCCCCAUUGACGUCUCCCUGGACAUUCCCAUCCCCGACUCAUGCCCUCACCACCCCUCCUACUGUCUGUGUCCAUGGGUCAUGCUUAUAUGCAUGCAUACAAGUCCUUUGGUUGAUCUCCUAACCCUCCUCCCCCCCUCCCUCUGAAGCUGGACGGUCUGUUUGAGCUUCUAAGUCUCUGGAUUUAUUUUUGUCCAUCAGCUUAUGUUGUUCAUUAUAUUCCACAAAUGAGUGAGAUCAUGUGAUAUUUAUCUUUCUCCAACUGGCGAAGAGAAUUCUUUGCUGAAAUCUUUGUGCAUAUGCCAUCUACAUACAAUACUCUACCAAAUGAAACUUUUUAAUAUCUGAGAGUGCACAUACCUUGCCAAAAUAUAUUAUUUCUAUGCAUAUAAAAUUUAGAAUUAUUUAUAAGAUUUUUUCCACCCCACCUCCACAAAAGUCAUUGGAACAUUUUUUAAAUAUAUUACCUUACCUUAAUCCAAGAAGAAUUGAGAUCUUUCAACAUUCAAUAUUUUUCUUAUCAAGGAAGAUAUCAGAUCAGGAGUUUUAUUAUGACUCAGUUAAGAUUUGUGUUUUUCUUCCGAUUAAUUCCUGUUUCUACUAAAAGUUGUUUCUUUGUAUUUUAUGUGUUUUGCGACCCUUACUGGUUGGAUCCUGUUGUAAUUCUGUUUUCUAAUUUAUUGUUUCUAGUAUGUUUAUUAACAUUCACCAAGAUAUGCAUUUAUUUAUUUAUUUAUUUAUUUAUUUAUUUAUUUAUUUAUUUAUAUUUCAGAGAGGAAGGGAGAGGGAGGGAUAGAAACAUCAAUGAUGAGAGAGAAUCAUUGAUCGGCUGCCUCCUGGAAGCCCUCCAUUGGGGAUUGAGCCUGCAAUCCGGGCAUGUGUUAUGACUGGGCAUCGAACUGUGACUUCCUGGUUCAUAGGUCGAUGCUCAACCAAUGAGCCACGCCAGCGGGACAUAUUUAUUUUUAAGUAUUGUAGCUUAUACCUUAGGGUUUUAAAAAUUUAUAAUCAUGUCUAAAAUAAUGUUUGUUUCUGCCCUUUCCACAAGUCCUGCCUCCUUUGUUUCCAGAACUGACAAUGUUCACAGGUGCUUAGAGAAGGCGCGCGUUCCAUCUUGACUGGAUUUCAUUGGGAAGGCCUUCAAUACUUCACCUAAAGGAAUGAUGCCGACUCUUGUUUUCAUAUAGAAAAUCUUAUCAUUAUGGAUGCAGCCCCUAUUUUUGAGGUGUUUUUAAAAAAUCAGAAUUCAUGUUUAAUUUUACAAAAUGCCUUUUCAGUCUCCAUGGAGACAAUCUAAUAGUUUCAUUUCCUUAUUUAGGUUAUCAGUGUGGUACAGUAAUAGUGAUCACUGCACCUCCAGCUUUGUGGAAGAAAUCUUACUUAGAUUUUGCAAAGUGCCCUCAUAUAUAGCCUUUAUUUGAGUCCCAUACAUGCCUGGGAGGGAGUGAUUGUCUCCUGAUGGGGUGGGUGGGAAUGGACUAGAAAGGGCAGGAGGCAGCUGUGCAGGGCGGUGAGAAUGUUCCAUGUCUUGAUUAGGUGAUGGCUACUCAGGUGUGUCCAGUUGUCAGUGCUGGAACUGACAGGGAGUGAGCAUUACUCUAGGAAGCAUGGGCCUCCAUGAGCACACAAGGACACAGCCUGAGAGGCACAGCAGGGAGGUUCCUCUUUGUCUCGAUGGAGACUGGGAGGGAGGUGGCUGCCCCAGGUCACACAGCUGGCUGAUGGUCAGGCUCACUUCUGGAAUCCAGGACUCCCGACUUGAACCCAGGGGGUU